CGUCGUCACGAGAAGAGCUUGUAGAGUUGGUUGGACCCCUUGCCGCUCUGGAACGAUAUGGCCGUCUUCGACUGAUGAAGCCACACAACCACAUACACACACACACACGCAUCCAAUCCACACACCACCUUACUUCAGGAGCGAGUGUGUGGAACUUUGCAAAGUACAGCCACGUGAAGAGCACCCCAGCAGCGAAGCCGAACACAUGACUCUCCCACGAUACAUCUGGUGAGAGACACAGCAGACAGGCAGGAAAUAACGACAAAGCCUCGCUAAUCUGUGUUUGUGCAGAGGCCUUUUCGAGGCGUCUCACCCACCGCUCUUGAGGCUGAGUACUUGGCAGAACAUGGCACAGACCAUGGACCCGUAGAGGAAGAUAGUGACCAGGAGCACCGCCACAGCUAUCCAGUCAAUCGGCCUCACCCAUAUCACCUGCCGCAACCAAAGUCGGAACAGUGCGCGCCCCAUGCCCGAGUACGUGUCCCACUCUUGCCUCACCUCACUGAUGAGAAACGCCAAGUAGCUGACGGACACAGAGCACGAGGCACAAAAGACAUAAUGCCGUCACAAGAAGUCUGUCUCUUCCGUUCUACAUCGGUACCCAAAGAGCACACCCGACAGGCCAGCAUGGUUGCUGUCUGGUCUUGGAGACAGCAGCCAGACGAGCAGCCCGCCGACCAGUGAAAUGAAGACACUCGCAAGGGCAAACACUGAAAUACCAUACGUCGCCAUCCCAGUAGCCAGACCAAACCAACCUGCACGAAGCGGACCAUUAAAACACCAGCUGCUGCUCACAUCACAUCGAUUACUAAUCAUAUUCUUGAGAAAGUGGAAGAGAUUCCAGUGGGCCCAUGGAGACAGCAAGAGGCCGAGGAGACCUCUGAGUGACCGAGGCUUGAUGGAGCAGAAUUGGGCGACUGGAAUGCGGACAGUUUGCAUGAUGACCAGCGCCAGCAUGAUGAUCGGCGGCAGGGUCAGCAGGAGCAGAUAUCGCCUUUUGGCCUUGGGAUUGUCGAGGUCAAAUGCAUCCUGCAGGCCAGAGGCAAUGAGGGGUCGGGAGAUUCAUCAUGGCCAUCUUUGCUGCAAGACACAAGCCCCACCUCGAUGACGUUCCCGUCCAGGCUGAGCUGCGUUUCCAUCUCCCGGGUUCUGCGGCCACUCGAGGCGGUCUUUUCAAGCAUUCCGAGAACCUGCAGGACAAACACACGCAGAUGUGCAAUGGAGGGGCUCACAUCUUUGCAUGUGGAGAGCCGUACCUUAGCUGCUGGGAUGGCUGUUGGUUUGCUGUGGUGACGGGCUGGCAGCACUUCUCCACGUACGCCUUGCCUCCCACCACCUGAUCGAGUAGCAGGAGUGGCAUGCCACACGGCGGCCAAAGGCAGUGCCCCUUUGUGCAUGCCCGCGUCGGUUAGCGGCUGCAGGAAAGUGUGAUUCGCAGUGCUGAAGUCCACCGCCAGCCUCCCAUCGGCGACUUUGCAGACCAUCGCAACCAGCGACCCGGAGAUGAAGGGAAUCCACGCAGCCAUGGUCUGUGCUGUGUGCAGAUAUGCACUGCCUC
Vitrella brassicaformis is the source of this 1558-nucleotide messenger RNA. The record is from the annotation of a GenBank genome assembly. Lineage: Eukaryota; Vitrellaceae.